Molecule: messenger RNA, 375 nt
Organism: Paramecium primaurelia
Lineage: Eukaryota; Ciliophora; Oligohymenophorea; Peniculida; Parameciidae
Source: the annotation of a GenBank genome assembly
AUGAAACGUAUUGGCAACUAUAAAUUGGGUAAAACUAUAUAUUCUGGAACUUUUGGAAAAGUGAAAUUAUCAGUUCAUAUCCCUACUUAACAAACUGUGACCAUUAAGAUUAUGAAUAUAUAACGAUUAGUUGAUAUUAUUGAUAUAGAAAUAGUAAAACGUGAAUUACAUAUAUUUAAAAUUGUUAGACAUCCAAAUAUUAUUAUGUUAUAUGAGGUUUUUGAGACAACUAAAUAUAUUUUUACCAUAAAUAAAUGCAUGUGCUUUAUUUUAAUAACUAUUAUCAGGAAUAGAAUAUAUACAAAAAUUAAAAAUAGUUCAUAGAGAUAUAAAACUAGAGAAUCUCUUAAUAAAAUGAAGAAUUAAAAUUGUUGA